This is a messenger RNA of Emiliania huxleyi CCMP1516, 354 nucleotides long. RefSeq lists its product as hypothetical. Lineage: Eukaryota; Haptophyta; Isochrysidales; Noelaerhabdaceae. Bases 1 to 354 code for a protein of 117 amino acids. The record is from RefSeq and is a predicted model, not a curated record. The transcript has a single exon. Gene Ontology annotation, molecular function: zinc ion binding.
AUGUCGAUACCACCUACAUGGGGGGGGGGGGGGGCACCGCCUCGUCACGCGACCGCCCUGUUGUGCGCAGGCACGCACGCUCCGGCCGCGGGGGCGCAGCCGGUCUGCUCGCACGGGUGCGAGUCGCCAGAGCAGUGGGUCUGCCUCCAGUGUGGCGAGGUCAACUGCGGCCGCUACCUCAACGCGCAUAGCCUGGCGCACCACGGGGCGACCGGCCACGCCACCGCAGCCAGCCUCGCGGACCUGUCGGUCCACUGCUAUCUCUGCCACGGCUACGUCGAGCACCCGCGGCUCGUGCCGCUGGUGGAGAGGCUGCGCGCCCUCAAGUUUGGCGAGGACGCGUUCGGCGGCUGA